CCGCGCGACGUACACUUUUAAUAAAUAAAGCAAUGAACAGACUGCUGCGAUUUAAUCGGUGCGUCGACGACACGAUUUUUCUCGCAAUAUAAGCGACAUCGUUUUUUCAUGUGAUGAACACAUUGCUGCGAUUAUUCGUCGUGACGACGACGUGUUUUUUGUCAUUGAUGACGUUGAACCGAUCACAACAACAUAGUCUAGAAUGGAUUCUUCGGAAUCGGAGGAAGAUUUGAUCUUGCUGGUAGCUUUAGCAGACGAGGAGGAUCAAAGAAAAAGAAAAAUUUGGACUCAUGAGAUAAAUUUGGAAAGACAUCAAAAAGGAGAAUUUCAUACGUUAGUAGUGCCACAACUUCGAAAUGACGAAAAACGUUUUUAUAAAUACUUCAGAAUGAAAAUUGCUUAUUUUGAUGAAAUUGUAAACUUAAUAAGGGAAGAUAUUUCUAAGCUUGAUAUCAAUUUUCGUGAAUCUAUUUCAGCGGAAGAAAGACUAGCCAUUACUUGGAGGUAA
Molecule: messenger RNA, 508 nt
Organism: Diabrotica virgifera virgifera (western corn rootworm)
Lineage: Eukaryota; Metazoa; Arthropoda; Insecta; Coleoptera; Chrysomelidae
Exons: 2
Coding region: 203-508 (101 amino acids)
Source: RefSeq, a predicted model, not a curated record